AUGCCGCACCUGCGCAAUCGCGAGAAGAAGAUCACGAACUCGACCUUCAACACCUACAUGAAGAAGGCCGCCAAGAGGAAUCUCGUCUUCGAGCUCGAGCGGUCACACUUCGACGAACUACUCGGAUCUCCAUGCUACCUUUGCGGUGUAAGGUCGGCAGGUGGCGUGGAUCGCACCGACAACACCGUGGGGUACACGGUCGAGAACGCGAUGCCGUGCUGCAAGACUUGCAACUUCCUCAAGGGAACGCUGCCUCUGUGCGAUGUUCUGACGCGUGUCGAUGAGAUUGUAUUUCACCACGGUGUUUAA
Messenger RNA from Acanthamoeba castellanii str. Neff, 309 nucleotides. RefSeq lists its product as uncharacterized. The transcript has a single exon. Bases 1 to 309 code for a protein of 102 amino acids. Lineage: Eukaryota; Discosea; Longamoebia; Acanthamoebidae. The record is from RefSeq and is a predicted model, not a curated record.